UCUUUGAGCUCAGUCAGACCAAUUAUUCUUUUAUUUCUUAUCUGUUUCUGCAGCUGAGCUUGUUCAAAGUCUCUUCCAUUAUUCAUUUAGCCCUGACAGCCUCUCACUGCACCGCUGCUCUGGCCUCAUGUCAGUGUCCUUGCAUUGACAGGCAGCUGGAAAGGUCACUGACGAGUGGGGUUUUCCACGAAUGUCCCGGCCUGCGUCACAGUGCGGGAAGACUUUGUAGUUAGGCGGAGCUGUGAGCUGCUGGACGGACGUAGACCAGAGUCAUGGCCUCCGGCAAGAACAAGAACCAGACCUCUCUGGCUCUCCACAAGGUGAUCAUGGUGGGCAGCGGCGGAGUGGGAAAGUCCGCCCUCACCCUGCAGUUCAUGUACGAUGAGUUCGUGGAGGAUUACGAGCCCACCAAAGCCGACAGCUACAGGAAGAAGGUGGUCCUGGACGGUGAGGACGUCCAGAUUGACAUCCUGGACACAGCGGGUCAGGAGGACUACGCUGCCAUUAGAGACAACUACUUCCGCAGCGGAGAGGGCUUCCUGCUGGUCUUCUCCAUCACAGAGCAGGAGUCCUUCUCGGCCACGUCAGAGUUCAGGGAGCAGAUCCUGCGGGUGAAGGAGGAGGAGGCCAUCCCUCUGCUCCUGGUGGGGAACAAGUCGGACCUGGAGGAGAGGCGGCAGGUUUCUGCCGAUGAGGCCACGGCGAGAGCGAGCGAGUGGGGGGUUCAGUACGUGGAGACCUCGGCUAAGACGAGAGCCAACGUCGACAAGGUGUUCUUCGACCUCAUGCGAGAGGUUCGUAAGAAGAAAAUGUCCGAGAGCAAAGACAAAAACGGACCGAGUGGCAAGAAGAAGAAAAAGCACUGCUGCAUACUUUAACCUCGAGGUGACAAGGUGCCAAAAUCAGAAAAAAAACAAAACAAAAAAAAAACAAAGACGGAAAGAGCCGAUCAAUCAGCAGCUUCACA
This is a messenger RNA of Toxotes jaculatrix (banded archerfish), 967 nucleotides long. RefSeq names its product ras-related protein O-RAL-like. Gene Ontology annotation, cellular component: plasma membrane. Lineage: Eukaryota; Metazoa; Chordata; Actinopteri; Toxotidae. The transcript has 6 exons. Gene Ontology annotation, molecular function: GTPase activity; GDP binding; GTP binding. The coding region runs from base 273 to 878 and encodes 201 amino acids. Gene Ontology annotation, biological process: Ras protein signal transduction. The record is from RefSeq and is a predicted model, not a curated record.